Messenger RNA from Nothoprocta perdicaria, 2308 nucleotides. RefSeq names its product phosphoribosyl transferase domain containing 1 (gene PRTFDC1). The record is from RefSeq and is a predicted model, not a curated record. Gene Ontology annotation, biological process: purine ribonucleoside salvage. The coding region runs from base 1 to 792 and encodes 263 amino acids. The transcript is spliced from 10 exons. NCBI's taxonomy places the organism in Eukaryota, Metazoa, Chordata, Aves, Tinamiformes, Tinamidae. Gene Ontology annotation, molecular function: hypoxanthine phosphoribosyltransferase activity.
AUGUUGUCCCAGGUGUCUGUAACAUUCUGGCCUGUCUUUGCUGCAGUCCUGSUCUUCAGCAGCCACCCUCUGGAUUUGGCAACUGCCUCAGAACAGCCUCUCAACAACACGCAGAAGCAGAGUAAGAGCUCGUCAUCCCUUACUUGGCAGGCUCCUACCCAGAUUUCAGACAACUGGCCAGGAUAUAGUCUGGAUUUGUUCACUUACCCUCAGCACUACUAUGGAGAUCUGGAAUAUGUCCUCAUUCCUCAUGGCAUUAUUGUUGACAGGACAGAGCGAUUGGCCAAAGAUAUURUGCAGGACAUUGGAGACAACGAUAUUGUGGUUCUCUGUGUACUCAAAGGUGGCUACAAGUUCUGUGCUGACCUUGUGGAGCACAUUAAAAACCUGAGCAGAAAUUCAGAAAGGUUCAUCUCCAUGAAAGUCGAUUUUGUGAGACUGAAAAGUUACCACAAUGAUCAGUCUAUGCAAGAUAUGCAGAUGAUAGGAGGAGAUGAUCUUUCGAAGCUGACUGGAAAGAAUGUUCUAAUUGUGGAGGAUAUUGUUGGAACUGGAAGAACUAUGAAGGUUCUGCUUAAUAACAUUGAAAAAUACAAGCCCAAAAUGAUUAAAGUAGCCAGUUUGCUGGUGAAAAGAACAUCUCGGCCUGAUGGGUACAGACCAGAUUACUAUGGAUUUGAAAUUCCCAAUUUAUUUGUGGUAGGUUAUGCCUUAGACUACAACGAGCACUUCAGAGAUCUAAAUCACAUAUGUGUUAUCAAUGAACAUGGCAAAGCAAAAUACAGAGUCUAACAUCGUAACGUCCUCACCUGAAGAUGUGUGAAUUCGGUGAACAACAAUUUUGGCUCCACUCCCUCGUGCAUCUCUUAGAAGAAGAGCAGCUCAACUGAGCUGCGUUUCCUCCGGCGCCGUAAAGGAAGGGGAAUAAGGACUCUAGCACACACGGUGUAUAUACAGAAGUGAAUGUUCCCAUCUAAAAUGUGAAGCGGAGGGCUUUUAAAGGUAUUACUUUUUUAAACUACAAAAAUCACACUAUAAUAUGCCUUGCAACUCAUCAUUUGUCUGUCUCGAGUCUCAGUGCAAAUACAUCUUUGCUUCGUUCAGUCCAUCAUUCUAACUCGGUCCCUGUUACAAUUAAUGCACUUUGCUGUGCUGCAUUACACUGCUCAGAAGUGCCAUUCAGUGUCUUAAGUUUGGCCUUAUUUUACAGAAUUUUGACUUCCUUGUCACUUUAGACGCAGUCAAAUUUGCUGCUGCUAAACUGAAGACAUUAUUGUGAUUUAAUUGUUCAAUUAGAGGGUUUCUGCUGAAGUGGCAGGUUGGACAGGAGAACCUUUCUGGCCGGCCGUUCCUGCCUGUCCCAAACAGCAGUUUUGACGCUCCGAGAGCACUGACGGAGACUGCGGWUGCGGAGGGAGCUUCACAGAAGGGAGCCCCUCGUGACGUGGCCCUCGGAGAUGUGCUGCAGGCCCUGGGCUGCCCAGCUGGGCCUCACGUGCUGCAUUUCAAUCAGGAGGAACACAAUAGCAGGCAGGCUCCUUCGCUUUCUAGAGCACACAAACAAGUCCAAAAAUUAACAUAAUGUUCCCCUGUGCAUAUUUCCUUAAUUAAACCAGCUAGGCACAAAAGCUUAAUGAUAGUCAGACAGUUAUUCAAUUAUAAUCUGAUUUUCUUCAGACGUUGGAGAUGAGAUUUUUUGCAACCAUUUUUCUCAUUUAGGAGAACAGAUCUAUCAAUGUUGGAGAAGACUGGUAUAAAAAGAAGUUUAAAUGUGCAUAGCAAAUGAUAGAAAACUAGUUAACACACGAGUAUUGUAGACUCUAGAGAUUCCUUCCUUUCCGUAUCCAUUGUGUUUGAAGAACUUUGUUAAUUUGCCAGCGAUCUUAAUUUUGAAAAUUCCAGUUCUGUACUAUAUGCAAGUGAUCACAACAACUUCCAGAGGGAAGCAAAUGCUGAGUGAGAAGCAAAAAGUGAGUAGCUCUAACAUCCAUAGCUGUGUUCUGAACUAAGAGGCCUGUUGUUCUUUGGCUUCAGCUUUCUUUAAACUAAUAAAGAAACAGUGAGAACACUUGCUGCAUUGCACAGUUGUUUAUAAUUAUUUUCCUGCUUCAUCAUAUUUUGCACAUCCUGUAAAAGCUCUUUAAAAAUAUGCAUCCAACUGGUAGUCUAAACAUACCUUAUGUAUGCAUCCUGUGGCUCAUAAGCUAUUUUUAUUUGGAUAAAUUCCAUUACGUUAACGGCAUGAAAUAGAAUUAUCGUGAUUCCUCUAUUAAUUUUUUUAGUCUUUCUUUAUUCUUUUAGCCUAUAC